AUGAACUCUUCCAGCAUCGCGACCUUUAUUUGCGGAGCGGCGACUCCCGUCUCAGCAUGUUCGAGCCUGCGAGUAUGGUCACGAUCACUGGGAUCGGGAUCGGGGUCAGGACGGCAAUUGGGACUUGGGAGAUUACAUGUCGCUGUCCCUGUCCCUGUCAGGAACGGGAACCGGGACGUGCAUGUUCAGAACCUCGACGUGGGAAGUACUCUUUAUCAACAGACACCCUCCUCUGCCGCGUCACCGCUACGGAGGAGACGCAGCUACCAGACCCCAGCGUCUGAAAGGAAUCGGUUGUCCUUGUCGCUGGGUGGAUAUUCUCAUAAAGUUAUUGUACGACGGCAUCUUUCUACCACUGCCGCUUGCACCACCAAGGCUGCCACCACCGCCACCACCACCACCACGACGAGCGCCGCCGCCGCCAGAUCCUACGCCCCGUCGCGAGCAGUUGUAAAUGACGCCACACCGACGGGAACAUACACAGGCCGACCAACAAGAGAACAGAAUCUCGACUUUCUCCGGGCAUUUGAAGAAGUAGAAUCUUCAUACGAACCUAGAGACGCCGCAGAGGGGAGCAAGGGAAGCAAAGGAAGUCUGCUCAGUGUUACGGGUACAGGGAGCGGGAGCGGGAGCGGGAGAAUCGAGUACACCGUUCUCCGUCGACGGUCUGACGGGUCUGAAAUAGCCAGUGUGCGCAUCGCCAACCCGACUCGCGCCAACAGUGUCGGAUCGGUCUUGCUCCGCGGCCUGACGAGCGUUCUUUGCAAGUUGGCCGCUCGUGAAGAUCUGCGCGUCGUAGAAGUCACCGGCGCGCCUCCAUCUCCAUCUCCAUCUACUGAUCCAUCCACAUCCACAUCCAACCCUACGUCUACUUCGACGUCAACGCGUGGAGGCCAUCGAGGUGGCGGUGCUGCUAGUGGCGCUGGCACUGGCACUGGCACUGGCACUGGCACUGGCACUGGCACUGGCACUGGCACUGGCACUGGCACUGGCACUGGCACUGGCAACAGCGUACCCAAAUUCUGCGCGGGCGCCGACCUGAGAGAGAUGCACAGCCUCGCCGGACCCCUCGAGGCGCGGGAGUUCAUCACGUCGGUCCGCGACGCAUGCCAGGCCCUCCGCGACGUGCCCGUCCCGACGGUCGCGAAGAUAGACGGCGCGACGCUCGGCGCGGGUCUCGAGCUCGCGGCGUCGUGCGACUUCCGCGUCGCCACGCGCCGCUCGGUGUUCGCCAUGCCGGAGGUCAAGGUCGGCAUCCCGUCGGUCGUGCACGCCAGACUCCUCGCGAACGUGGUCGGGUGGCAGCGCACGAGGGAGAUGGUGUACCUCGGUCUCAGCGUCGACGGGGACACGGCCGCGCAAUGGGGUCUGGUGGACCGUCUGGUCGGCGGCCGCGGGACGCCGGAGGAAGAAGGGCAGCUGCUGGACGACGCGUGCCUCGCGAUCGUGAGGGCGGCGGUGGAGAACGGACCGAGGGCGACGAGGGCGCAGAAGAGGCUGGUCAGGGUGUGGGAGGAGCGGUCCCUGACUGAGGGCGUCGAGGCGGGUGUCGACGAAUUUGCAAACAUGUGGACAAGGGACGGCGGAGAGGAGGUGAGGACCUACAUGGGACGUGUUCUCGCCAGGAACAAGACCAAGGAGAGAUAG
Molecule: messenger RNA, 1647 nt
Organism: Exophiala spinifera
Lineage: Eukaryota; Fungi; Ascomycota; Eurotiomycetes; Chaetothyriales; Herpotrichiellaceae
Exons: 1
Coding region: 1-1647 (548 amino acids)
Biological process (GO): fatty acid beta-oxidation
Cellular component (GO): mitochondrion
Molecular function (GO): enoyl-CoA hydratase activity
Source: RefSeq, a predicted model, not a curated record